This is a messenger RNA of Klebsormidium nitens, 2120 nucleotides long. Lineage: Eukaryota; Viridiplantae; Streptophyta; Klebsormidiophyceae; Klebsormidiales; Klebsormidiaceae. The record is from the annotation of a GenBank genome assembly.
ACCGACUGCCAAGCCAUUCAACUGAGAGCUCUUGUAUAGAACAUACCUGUCUUGCAUUGCGUGUCGUUGUGGUAAUUGUCCUUAGGGUUGUGUUGCUUCUCAUUUUGCUGUUUUUAAGUCUUCAUGUAAUUGCAUCCCUACCACUCUCUCGCCUACUGGCAGUACAAGCUGAAACCCUCUGCCAAUUGUCUGCUUCUUUCCAAAACAACACCUUGCUUACCCAUUUCCAUGAUUCUCUACAAUCAUCCAGCUCCACACUCUCUGUAAACCCUUCAGGCCUUCUUAAAACCGGAAUAGGCACACUCUUUGUUCCAAUCUCUAUCUACCCCGUCUCCGUCCUCGUAACUCCCACCUCCUUCUCUUGCUUCGCAACGUGCAAGAAAAUUAGGGUUCCACAUCAAAUUGAUCAGGCUAAUGUUUCUGUGCCCCACCUUUUAGCUAGCAAUGCUUGCACUGCCACCAGUUUCCACAUGGGUCUCAAGUUUCAAACAUUGUUCAAGCUCGUACUCACUUUUCCCAUCUUGCCCAACUUUCUCUUGACCCUUCCUUCUUUCCCUCCUUGCAACUUCAUUGAACCCUGCGCCAAUCUUCUUUUCACCCAGGUUCCUCCAGCCAGCAUGGCUACGCCUCUCAAACCCUGGGCUUCCCCUGCGGCGCUGACAACACUGUCUCGCCGCACAGAUAACCCUUUCCUGACGGGCACGCAUGCUACCAACUCCAUUGCCACCUUCACCGCUGCUUGCACAAGCGGGAAGCUUGGCCCAGCACUGGUGCCUAACCUUUCGACCACAGCAGCUGAACAUGGCGGCGUCAUGCAGGGCGACCACUCGCUCGCACUGAAGCCAGGCCAGCGCAUUCGUGCCAUUCGCUUCCAUCAUCUCGAGUCCCCGCUGCUUUCCUCUGACGAUACCACCGACCCCCCCUACCCCGUCCGCUACUGCGCAGUUGAAAUUGCUGGCGUUCAUUCUAACGUCAAGCUAGCUGCACAGACAGGCGUUCGCACAUCUGUUACUGUGGUCGGCGCAGACGGGUCGGAGCAGCCAGUUACCACUAAGCCGUCUCAGCCAAUGAUCGUCUUUGCGCCUCUCGCCUCUGCCGUUGAGCUAGUGGACGGUCCACUUCAGCUCCAGGAGUUUUGCACCCAGCACCCUGCUCGUCCAGCUCUUCCUGUUUCUCAGCCCCAGAGGCCCAGUAGCCGCCUCCCUCAUGUUUACGACUCCGCCCUUGCGGACAUGCACGUCGUCUGGCUCUUUAACCCCCCUUCUCAGGCUGACGUUGAGGAGACGUGCCGCGCUCUCGAGAUUCUGGGGUCUAUCAAGGCCAUUAACACCAUGGCAGCAGACUCUGGCAAGCCGUACCAGGAGCUCUACUUUCGCUCUGCUGACAGUGCCCACAAGGGGCUCGCUGCACUUGAUGAGGUCUACGACGUCUGCCCCGCGCAGUACAUCGCCAGCGAGAAGCACCCCCUGCAGCAAAGAGUCAAUAUCCCUAACGGGACCGUCGGCCCCACUGGCUUCAAGACCGUGAAGGAGCUUGUUACGGCCCUCACCUCCGCUGCGUUUAUGCAGUGGUCGUCGCUGAUUCUCGAUCCUAUCACGAUUACUGCACCUGAGAAUGAAGCUUCCAGCUUCACCCUCACCAUCAAGGGCCUGCCGCUCUUUGAUCGCAUUGGCUCGCUCGUCAUCUUGCCCCCCGCGGCAUUCCACGUCGAGGACACCAAGCAGCUGGAGGAGAGCCUCGAAGAAGCCCGCAAACGUUACUCCAUUCCCAUCCGCGCCGGCGCUCCCGAGAACCGGGCAGUGGAGAUCCUCAACGGCCGCAACCGCGUCCACUGUUACUACGUGUCAGGCGAUCAAGCGGUGCUUCUCAGCAUCGCCCAGUCGCCGGGCCUCAUUGUGGGGACACAGAUCUGCCGUGCUCAGCUGGCCUUCGAGUACAACACCUGCCAGGUCAAGCGCAAUUUGACUGCACCCCAAAAGCAAGCCGGGCUUCUGAGCCAAUGGCUUGCGCCUGCGCACAUCGCUCAAGUUGACGCGCAUAACUCCCGCAAGCGCCCCGCCCCGUCGGCCCCCGUCGUCACUCUUGCCGAAGAGGUCGGGGACUCGAUGCAGCAGGACUAG